GGAUACAGUAGAAUCAAGGAGGCAGAGAAAUUAGUUAGGAGGUUAUUGUCUCCUGAAAGCCAAGUACAGAAAGUGAGGGUGAUGGUGACCAGUGAAAGAGAUGAAAAAUUAUAAAAUUCUGUGUAUGGUUGAGGUAGAGGCAACAGGAUUUGCUGAUGGAUUUAAUGUGGUGGGAGAGGAGAGCGAUUAAGGUUCACCCCAAGGUUUUGAGCCUGAGCUAAGUAAGGAGAUGGCCUUACUUGAUAAGGAAGACAAUGGGUGGAGCAUGUGUUGUGUGAGGAUUGGGGGGAGGGGUGUUGUAUACCAAGAACUUGGUUUUGGACCUGUUUAAUUUUUGGAUAUAUGACUCUAGAGUUGCUGAAUAAACAUAUUUUAAGUCCUAAAACUGGACAUCACCAAGGGAGUGAAUGUAAACAGGAAAAAAGAGGUCCAAGGACUGAACAGAGAGCUUAAAUGUUAUGUCAGGAAGAUAAAGUGAAAUGCAAACAGCAAGGUGAGGUAGAAAGAAGACCAGGCGAGCAUGGCGGCCUAUAAGCCAAAUAAAGCGCUUCAAGGAGGAGACGAAGAGCGCCAUCCCCUGAGCUGGUGCUGCUGGUGGGUCUAAAAGCACAAGGACUGAGACACAAAUGCUGGAUUUAGCAAAACAGAGUCAUUGCUGACCCUGACAAAUUUGACAGUGACUAGGAUAUUUUUCAAAAGACAGUUGACUAGAGUAGAAAAUUGUGCUGAGAAAUAAUGGAAGGAAGAUCUGAAUGCAUAAAAGCCAGAAAAUGGAACUUUUUGAUGCCAGAUUGGAGAGUUUGAUCUUUAUCUUAUGGAAAAAUUAAAAAUAAAAGUAUUUGUAUGGGACAAUGAUAAAAUAAGACCAGUGUUUUUAAAGUUUACCUGAUAGUAGUGAAUUGGAGGAGGAGGUUCUAGAUGCCAUAAGGCCAGUUAGAAGCUUGUUAUAAAAACGAAGCUGAUUAGGAGGGUGACAACAAAGAGAGGGAGGAAUGAAUAGCUGAAGGAUGACUGAUAAUAGAAAAGAAGGGAGAGACACCUGAAAUGAUCCUGAAGCUGCUUGAGAGAAGGAUGGUGCAAGCCAACAGGCAUCUCUGGGCUUCAAGUUAAUAUGAACUAGCUUUAGAAGUGAGCCAUCCUUGGGAUGUUUGGGACCCAGGAAUUACCUAUAGGUAUGCAUGGCCUGAAGUAAUUUUCAGAGAUCAGGAAUAUUUGUGUACAUCUUGGAAUCUGCUACUGAGUCUAGGAUAUGAAGGCUGGAGAAGGACACAUACUAAGAACAGAGACCAUUCUUAGCGAGGAGAGAGGUUGCAAGAGUCCUGAGAGUUCUGUGAUGGAGAUAUGAGAUAGGCUUCCUUUCACGGCCAAAUCACACAGAGGGAGCAUUCUCAUGGGUGGUACAAUCAUAAAGGAUAGAUAAGAUCAUUUAUAAAGAACUCCACCUUCCAUAGAGAAAGAAGAUACAUCUGCUGGCUUUUAGAGGAAGCCAGUAAGAUUUAAGGAAUGAGAAAAUCAGAAUGAGGUGCGUUUAUCAUUUUUCAACUUGGUUUUAUAGUUCUUCCCUACAACACGUGAAAGCUGUAGAAUUUUAGAAGAGUAAAAGAAUGUAGAGAUAAUUGAACCAUUUACUGCCCUUUUGCAGGCAAAGAAAUUGAGGUUCUAAGAGCUUAAGCGCUGAAAGCUAUUUACUGAACUCCUGCUAUUUGCAAAGCACUGUGCAAGGUGCUGAGAACACAGAGGUGCUGAGAGAUCAUGGAAGACCUCACAGGCUACACUAAGGAUUUGGGUCUUUAUGCUAAAAGCAAUGGGAAGCGACUGAAGUGUUUUCAUGAGCAGGGCUGUAAGAGGACAUGAUCAGGUUUGUGGCCCCCAAAAAACCACUCUGCAUUUCUGAGAAUGGUGUGGAGAAGAACAAGAGUGAGUGGAUUGAAGAGAUGUUUAAGAAGUAAUACUGACAUGACUUGGUUCUGUACUGACUUUGGGAACCAAAGACGAGAAGUAUCAAGUUGACUCCUAGGUUUCUAGGGUGGAUUUUGCUGAAAGAAUUACAGGUUUAUUUUUUGCACCUAUAUUACAUUUUAGAAACAUUAAGAAGGCAGGGGCGCCCGGGAGGCUCAGUUGGUUGAGCAUCUGACUCUUGGUUUCAGCUCAGGUCAUGAUCUUGUGGUUUGUGAGUUUGAGCCGCCCAUUGGGCUCUGUGCUGACAGCAUGGAGCCUGCUUGGGAUACUCUCUCCCCUCUCUCUCUGCCCCUACCCUGCUGACACUCUCUCUUUCUCUCGAAAUAAACUUUAAAAAUUAAAAAAAAAAAAAAGGCAAUGGACUAUACCAGGUUAGGUGUAAAUGGGAACAUAUAAAGAGAGGAUGUGGAGUGAGAAGAAUGCCUUAGGGCUCCAAAAAUGUAAGUGACUAGCUAGAGGAGGAACAUGCAAAGAAGACCAAGAGAGAGCAACUGGAAUGAGGAAUCAAAGCAGACUCAUAGUGUUAGGACAGCCAAGGAGGAAGAGAAGGACAGAACAGCAGUGCGAGAUGCUACCAAAAGGGGAACAUGAUGAAAACUGAAGCUGUCUACUGGAUCUAUUCUCGCAGAGUGAUGGGGAAAACCAGAAAGGAGUGGGUUAAGGAAUGAGUGGUAAGAGAUAAGAUAUAGAAGUGGAGCACUGAUGACUCUUGACAAUUUUUUCUAUGAAGAGGAAGGGAGAUAUGGGGUGGAGGGUGUGUAUAUGUGCGUGUGUGUCGGAGAGAUCGGAACAGGUUUAAAAUGAUUCAGUUGAGGAGAGAUUGUAUUCGACCUCUCAAUUUAGGAGAAAAAAGAUCCUAAAGGAUGGAAUUCAGAAACCUUUUGGGGGAGUGGUCUUGGAGGAGAGAGAUGGGUGGAUAAGAAAAAGUGAUGCUGACGCGGGUAGGUUUUUAUGUUUGAUGGUUGAAGGAACAAAUUGUAAGGGGAAACAAGCACAUUUGUGAACGUGCAAGUGUAAAUCAAAACAAGUAUCAGUACUAGUAUUAAAUAAGCACCAGAUCCUUAAUAUAAUCUAUAUUGUACUUUAUUAUUUAUAUAUAUAUAUAUAUAUGUAAAAUCAUACGUACCAUAUGAUGUAUAAUAUAAAACCUUAUAAAUAGAGAAGAGGUACUUCUAAAAUCUAGAUAAUACUACAUUUUUUAUGCUUAUGUAUUUUAAGAGAGAGAGAGAGAGGGAGAGCAUGAAAGCAUGUAUGCGAGGGGAGGAGGGGCAGAGAGAGAGGGAGAGAGAAAAUCUCAAGCAGACUCCAUGCUGACAGCAUGGGACUUGAUCCCACGAACCAUGGGAUCAUAACCUAAGCCAAAAUCAGGAGUUUGACACUUAACUGAGCCACCCAGGCAUCCCUAGAUAAUACUACAUUUUUCUGAGUACUAGUUGGAGGAUCAAGGUAAUCUUGAAAGAAAACAUAAAAUACAUUUCAUUUUAGACAUAUCUGAGAAAAAGACAUUUGGAGAAAAAGUUUCACCCUACACUUAUAUGAUGAAAGGUUCUAAACUCUUAGUAAUGUCUCAGGAAAGGGACCUGAGACUUAUUGUGCACUCUUUCCAAGGAAUGUUGGACACUGGAUAUUUUGGCAAAAAGACCAACUAAAUCCAUCCUCAGGAAGAAGCCAGGGCAGGAAAUACCAAGCAACUUCAGAGCUGUUUCAAAUCUGUUUAUUAACAUCCAGUGCAUCUGCACACAGUAUACUAUGUCCAGAUAUGACUCCUCAGGAGAAACAAGAGUAGGAACGUGUUUAAAGAAAGAAUAACUAAGAUGAUAACAGGGAGUCUCAUAAACUUAGAAGAACAGACAGACAAAACCUGCAUUCAUCUAUACAUAGUUGGACAGAACGAAGAGGGGGCAAAAAAAGUCUUUGAAAUCAAAAGGAGAAUAAGAGAAACAGACCUAGUUUCCAGACCUUAGACUUAAGCCAACCUCUUGAAAAAUAAAAUAGGUCAAAUAUUUAGGCCAAUUAAAAAGAAAUAAAGUUUUAGAACUUAUUUCUCUGGACGUAAGUUUGGGAGCUGAGCUUGGUUUGUAAAUGACUAAAGCAUAUGGGAUUUAAUUUGGGCAGGAAGGAUGCUGUCAUCCUAAGCCGCCUGGCUUCAUGCUCCCCAGUCAAAUCAAGUUACUGUCCUUGGACAUCCAGCCUUGGUGCUUGGUCCUAAUUCACUGGCCUCAGACAUGGAAAUGCCAGAAGUCAAAGAGCAUCCAAGAAUAAAAGACAGUCAGCCUCCCUAUGACCUGACCAGUUCUCUCUCCUUGCCGGGUCAGUCUGGCGAUCUUAACAAUCCUAACAUCCUUCUACUUAUACACUUCCCCAUAGACCUCCCCUGAGGUUCAGAUCAACCCUGAUAUCGCCCCUAGUCCCCAUUACUCACUACCCUAGUGUAAUUUCUGUGCGUGCUGGUACAGGGGCUCUAUCAGCUUGAGUCCAUGAAUUUCACUACUGUUCAUCAGUGUGGUUAUGUGCGCGUGAGGCCAGACAGCUGUGAAGGGUAAAGCCUCGGGAGUAUCUGAUGUUAUAACAUCUUGUUGACUUUCCAAUUUUCCUGUUGGAAAAGAAGUUUGCCCCUGGCUGCACCAGCCUUUCCCACUUGGUUCUAGACUGAUUUUGACUCUGCUAUUGUCUUAUCCUCACAGAAAGUUGAGGAAGCGAGCGGCCAAAGCCUCGGCCCGACGCCCCAAGCCCCUUGGAAGGUAAUGGGGCAAGAGCCCCGGGACCUCCUGCUAGCCCCUGAGGCCCCAGGAGGUGGAUGGAUGGAAGGCAGCCUAUCCAUGUCCAUCCCGGAACCCAAGCUGAUGAAUUAGGGAUGUAACUGCACAAUGGCCAUUCCAGGGGAGGUAGGGAAGGGAAGGGGAGGCAGGCAUGGGGAUGGGCAAGCUUUGACCUUAGGGUGCACAAAGAGGAAAUAAUGUAGGAAUGGCUGAGGAGAAGCCUUCUCAUCUUUAUGCUUCCCCCAAAUAGCUUGGACUCCAGCCUCAACCACCUGCAUGCUUCCUACCCCCCUUAAUUCAGUUCACCCACAUUCCCAUUCUCUCUCCUCCUUUUACCUUGUAUCCCCUUCUCCCGUCACCCCCUGGACUGACUAGAUUUUUCACCACUGUGGUUGAAUUCAGAGUGCAACAGGAGUUCCUAAAGUAGAGUUCAGUGGUGUGCAGCCGUCAGUGUGUGGAAUACCUGGCCCCCUUCACUUUACUCCUUCCCACACUCUGCAUAAAGUGUCCUUCCCGGAAACAGGAAAAAAAACCAGAAAACAAAACCCUCUACCUUUCCUGGGCCACAUACCUAACCACUACCUCCACUAACUUCUUUCUCCUUUUUUCAGACCAAUCACCAAGCUUAAAGUCAAACCCAAACCCCGAGUGGGCAGGGGAUCAAUCAAGAGGUAAAUGAAGUUCAGGCUGGGUGUGAGGAGAGGGAGAGUGCAGAGUGAUGAUGAGUCAGGGCAAUUGAGCUGUGGUCAGGAAGGGGUCUAAGAGGCCCCCACCUAGAGGUGGAGGGGUGGCAAUAGCUAUUAGAAACCACCUUCCAGAUGAGUCACUGAAACAUAAAGUGAUGCUGGGCCUUAUCCUCGUUUCUGGGGAAUUAUGCUUAUCACAGGAUUUUUGAAAGUCUUGAUAGAAGUUCAUCCACUGAACUCCUGUUCCACAGGCUUGUUUAUCUUCUCCCAGUGAAUUCUAGCAGAUACUCUAGCACUUUCUCCUUCAGAUGCCAUUCUUGCCUCUCCCCCAAGAAGUUAUGUUUGCCUAAGGGAUCAAUGUUCCCAUCUUAACUUUAUUUUUUAAAAAUAGGUGCUACCAGCUUGGAGGUAAGACUCAGGAUCCCCUCUGGAAACUUUGCCAGGGAUGGGUUCAGAUUAUAACCCCUGUGUCUCUGGCCCAGUUGACACAAUUAGGCUCCCAGUUCCAUAAUUUUCCUUGUGGGGUCCUUCAGAACCGAAGGGAGUGGGAAGAUUCCAACCCCACUGAUUACCUCUCACUAGGCUUCCAAAGGCCAUUUGCACAUGAGAAGUCUCCUUGAUAACUUCUUCAGCAGUGGCUGAGACACAGAGGAUUCAUCCCUUUCUUCUGUCCCCUCCUCUCUUCUGCACAUUCUGGGAUCACCCAGUGGUUCCCUGGUGGCCUUCCUUCUCCAGCUCCUCCUUGUGGUGGCUUCAGAGGAGCUUGGAAUUUGAGAGUACUCUUGUAGUACCUUCUAGCUAAGGGUCAUCUGUGCCCAACAUAGCCAUGCUCUGGCCUUCCCUGAACACCAAAUUCAAGGGCACAGUGCUGUUUUUACUGUGUUCCUUGUGGGGAAAUGGGAGGAGGGAGUUUAGAAGAGCAAGAUCUUUUUCCUGUGGUGGCCUCUUUGACUUUUAUUUCAGCAAAACAGGACUUUGGGAGACUACCUGAUCUGUUUCAGCUUCAGAAUCCACUGAUCCUGAGCUUCCAAAGGCUGCUGGCCCAGCGGCAGCAACACUCCUUUGGUCUGCAUGGGGUGGCGUGCGUGGGCACGGAGGCCCACCUCUCCCUCUGCUCUUUGGAGUUCUAUCGUGCCAAUGACACCACCAGGUGCCCUGGGGGGGCCCCUGCGGUGGUGAGCUGUGUGCCAGGCCCUCUCUACGCAGCAUCCAGUGGCCAGAGGAAGCAACAACAGUCGAAGCCUCAGGGGGAGACCCGAGUGCGUCUAAAGGGUGGGGCCCACCCUGGAGAGGGCCGGGUAGAAGUCCUGAAGGCCAGCACAUGGGGCACAAUCUGUGACCGCAAGUGGGACCUGCAGGCAGCCAGCGUGGUGUGUCGGGAGCUGGGCUUCGGGAGUGCUCGAGAGGCUCUGAGUGGUGCCCGCAUGGGGCAGGGCAUGGGUGCCAUCCACUUAAGCGAGGUUCGAUGCUCUGGACAGGAACCCUCCCUCUGGAAGUGCCCCCACAAGAACAUCACAGCCGAAGACUGUUCCCAUAGCCAAGAUGCUGGAGUCCGAUGCAACCUGCCCUACACUGGGGUAGAGACCAAGAUCCGACUCAGUGGGGGCCGCAGCCAACACGAGGGGCGAGUGGAGGUGCAAAUAGGGGGACCUGGGUCCCUUCGCUGGGGGCUCAUCUGUGGGGAUGACUGGGGGACACUGGAGGCCAUGGUGGCCUGUAGGCAACUUGGACUGGGCUAUGCCAACCAUGGCCUGCAGGAGACCUGGUACUGGGACUCAGGGAAUAUAACAGAGGUGGUGAUGAGUGGAGUGCGCUGCACAGGGUCUGAGCUGUCCCUGGACCAGUGUGCUCAUCAUGGCACCCACAUUGCCUGCAAGAGAACAGGAACCCGCUUCACUGCUGGAGUCAUCUGUUCCGAGACUGCAUCAGACCUGCUGCUGCACUCAGCACUGGUGCAGGAGACCGCCUACAUCGAGGACCGGCCCCUACACAUGCUGUACUGUGCUGCAGAAGAGAACUGCCUGGCCCGCUCAGCCCGCUCAGCCAACUGGCCUUAUGGCCACAGGCGUCUGCUCCGAUUCUCCUCCCAGAUCCACAACCUGGGACGAGCUGACUUCAGGCCCAAGGCCGGGCGCCACUCCUGGGUGUGGCACGAGUGUCAUGGGCAUUACCACAGUAUGGACAUCUUCACUCACUAUGAUAUCCUGACCCCCAAUGGCACCAAGGUGGCUGAGGGCCACAAAGCUAGUUUCUGUCUAGAAGACACCGAAUGUCAGGAGGAUGUCUCCAAGAGGUAUGAGUGUGCUAACUUUGGAGAGCAGGGCAUUACCGUGGGUUGCUGGGAUCUUUACCGGCAUGACAUCGACUGCCAGUGGAUUGACAUCACAGAUGUGAAGCCAGGAAACUACAUUCUGCAGGUGGUCAUCAACCCCAAUUUUGAAGUAGCAGAAAGUGACUUCACCAACAACGCAAUGAAGUGUAACUGCAAAUAUGAUGGACAUCGCAUCUGGGUGCACAACUGCCACAUUGGUGAUGCCUUCAGUGAAGAGGCCAACAGGAGGUUUGAGCGCUACCCUGGCCAGACCAGCAACCAGGUCAUCUAAGGUGCUGCCACCCUCCUCUGAAAACCACCACUGGCCCCUAACGGCAGGGAUGUGAGGCUGCCAUUACCUCAGGAGCUUACCAAGGAACCCCUGAUGUCAGCAGGCCGGCCAUGCUCAUCCAGUGUGUGCUAUGGAUGUGGAAACAUCAAAUGAAGUUAUUGCCCUCCUUCCUACGCCAGCUGCCGGAUCUGUGACCAAGCAUGGGGAAUUUUUGCUCCCAGGCCCAGCACUGAGUGAAGCACACUACAAAGAGCAGCACCUGAUUGACUGCCCAGAACAACAGACAGCAGGAGCUCAUUUUCUCAAAUAGGGAGGUCAGAAUGGUCAGCUCCAGUAUCUCUCCUCAGUUCAGGGGGAAUACAGCUUUACCUCUAGCCUCUUCAUGGGGAAAAAGAUCAGUACCCCCCUGCCCCGCCCUUAUUUUUGACUAUAACAUGAUGCUAGGUAUAAUUUUAUUUUAUAUAAAAAGCAUUUGUGUGA
Neofelis nebulosa (Clouded leopard) is the source of this 8487-nucleotide messenger RNA. It is a transcript of the gene LOXL3, whose product is annotated as lysyl oxidase like 3. Gene Ontology annotation, biological process: inflammatory response; peptidyl-lysine oxidation. Gene Ontology annotation, molecular function: copper ion binding; protein-lysine 6-oxidase activity. Bases 6301 to 8007 code for a protein of 568 amino acids. The transcript has 11 exons. Gene Ontology annotation, cellular component: membrane. Lineage: Eukaryota; Metazoa; Chordata; Mammalia; Carnivora; Felidae. The record is from RefSeq and is a predicted model, not a curated record.